Molecule: messenger RNA, 3034 nt
Organism: Paramormyrops kingsleyae
Lineage: Eukaryota; Metazoa; Chordata; Actinopteri; Osteoglossiformes; Mormyridae
Product: divergent protein kinase domain 1C-like
Source: RefSeq, a predicted model, not a curated record
UUAUUGUUUUUUAUUUUAUUGUUUUUAUUUUUAUGGUUAAUUUCAAACUGCGUCCAGAUUAUGUGUUUAUUUUUAUGCCCACCUAUGGUUUAACCGGAGCAACAAUUUCUUUUUUCCUAUAUUGCAACACGUUAUAUAAAAAUAUGUUUAUACAAUUGCUAUGGCAGCCUGGUGGGAAUUUGAGCUACUUACUUUUACAGGUUAGGCAUUCAAGUACGACAUGGCAUAGCGCAAAAGUGAUGAAAUCGAUUCUCUAUUGAUCGGAAUUUGACUUAUUUCCCUCUCAUGUAAUUUGCCAUAAUGACCGCUAGAUGGAAACCUUGGUCAUACCAGCGAAGAGCGUGAGCAUUACAAACAUUAUUGUAUUCAGUUACUAUGUAACCUCGUAGAUUUUCUUUGUAAACAUUCUUUCCUCUUUACUGCUGCAAUUUGACUUUAUAAGAGUAACGGUGAUGUGUGUCUUGACCGGUUUCAUCCGGUUUUAGUAGCUGAAUGGCAAUUAUUAAUAUUGAAUAUUAGGAUAACACUCUGGGGUAACAUUGGAGAAUUUAACUUAAAUGGUUUGAAGUGGAUAUUUAGCUGAAAUCUGACAUCAGUGCAUCCAGUCAUGCCACACUAUGACUCCCUCCUUUAUUAAAAGCAAUUUACAUGCAGCAAAUGCUUAAGCCUUAUAUGGACCUUGGUCUGCAAUAAAGGGGCCAGUUUAAUGGGCAAGUGCAGGGACACACCACAGAUCCUGCUGCUAUGGAUACAAAAGGGGCCGUCCCAGCAACUGAAAAAGGCAGGACCUGAGCGGGGAGGUGCAGGAGAGAGUGAACCACUCAUAUUCAAAAAGAGGGACUGAGGGGCAGAGUGCUGAGAGCACAGGUAGUCAGUGGCUGAAGCUCAACUUCUAGGCACCAGAUGGAAAGUUCUCCCAAAGAGGCCCCCGGCAGCUGUGGAGGGCUGCAUCACAUGCCGUUCCUGAGUCGUCAGGCCAGGGCCAAAGGCGGCAUUGAUGGGCCAUGGGGCUGCCCCGAGGAAGUCUCGCACCACGUCCGCUCAGGCUGAAGAUCAGCAGGAGGAGAGUCGGGCUGGUCAUCCUCUUCUGGUUCGGGUCAUGGUUGCUGCUCAACGGGCUGCUCUUCAUCCACAAGACCUUGCUGUCCGACAUCUGCACAGAUGACCGGAGUCGCAGGAUCCUCCAGAGACUGUGUGAGGAGUACAGGCGGGGUAUCCUGACGGGCAACCUCUGCCACGACCUCUGCGUCAGCCGUACCCUGGAGUACGAGCGCUGCCUUUACUACGAGAGCGGCAAGAAGGUGAUGAAAGCUGACUGGCGGGGCGUGCCCGUCGUGCUCAAGUCCAAGCUGGAGAACUUCUCCUCCUACGAGAACUUCAGCUUGCUGGAGUACCAGGACGCUCCAGAACUUUUACCCAUGGACAUAGUCCUCUACGCCACCCUCGAGAUGAAGAACUCCCUUGGUCUGGAGGUGAAGAGCAGCACUGUGCCCCAGUUGUGGGCCCGCCGCCUCAGAGGGCGUCAGCAGAAGGUCACUCGGGCUGAGCUGGCCUCCCUCUGGUCUCUCCUGCAGCAGGAGGAGUACACCUUCUUCAGGGUGCUCCAGGAUCUCAGCCAGCAUGUGGUAAAGGUUCUGGGCUCGUGCGGCCAUUUCUAUGCGGUGGAGUAUCUCAUCGCCGGCCAGGCUAGGAUGCAGCAUCUCUUUGCCCUGGAGGAGCUUCUGGAGCUGCCCUGGGGGAGGAAGGGGGCCUCAGGCAGACGCAUGGUGCUCCACAUCGCCCUCAGCUUCAUGGACAUGAUCAGGCAUUUUGAGGACGACUUCACCCAUCGCCUCCACCUCUGUGACGUCAAGCCAGAGAACUUCGCAGUCCGGAAGGACCUCACGGUUGUGGCCAUCGAUGCAGACCUGGCUUUUUUCGAGCCCAAGAUGCAAGCCAUUCUGGAGCAGAAUUGCACCAGCAAUGACGACUGUGUCUUCUUCGACUGCAGCUCAAGGUGUGACGUGAGGAGACACAGAUGUGGCUCAGAGCGCAUAAACAGCAACCUUCAGGUGAUAUGUGACAAGAUAUUUAGUUACUGGUUCCCCACCGCGUACCUGGGCGGCAGGGCAGGGCACCCCCUGGAGGUGAAGCUGAGACAUACUGUGCAGGAGUGUGCCAUGGGGGCAGGUGGCCGGGCUGUGCAGGAGCGCCUGCUGAGGCUCCUCACCCAGCUCCUGCAGGACAGCACGGGGACACCAGCACGGGGACACCAGCACGGGGACACCAGCACGGGGACACCAGCGCACGUUGAGCGACACCGAGCAAACGGCGGCUGAUUAAACAGGCCCGAUGUGUGCUUCUGAUACAGCAGCAGUGCAGGAAAGUACUGAACGGGGAUGACCCAUGAAUAGACUGAAUUUUAUGCAUUUUCCCUUAUUAUUUUAAGAGAAAAGUGAUUUGCAUUUAUUACACAAAAACUACCAAAAAUGAAUAUUCAUAAUAUCAUGACUUAUUGCAACCCCUAAUUUUAUUUAAAAAAUAAAUAAAUAAAUAACUACUUUUGCUGAUGAGCAUUCGUUUUAUAUAUAUUUUCUCAUAUAAAAUACAUCAUGGUGAAUGAUUUCUGCAUAGUAAUAGAGAUGAUGUUAUACUGUAUGAGAACAGUAGCAUGAAUAGUCAUCCCUGCCCUGUCUGCUGUUUCCAUGGAAGGAAAAGGUUGUACAGACAGGAGGGGAGCUGUGAUAUUAGACAGGCCUCCGUCCAGAGACUCAGCUCUCUAUGACUCUAUAUUGUGAAGAGCAGUGAUGUCUCUACAAACCAGCCCUGAUGGAGACCAGCGACACUGUGUGUCUCCCCUCCUAUAGGGAACGUUGGACCUGUAUGCCUCUGGGUGGCUAUAGUUAGGUAGAGUAAGCGAAAGUCAUCAUUUAUGGGGUUGUUGAUAUAAUGAGCGAUACAGACGCACAACAUCACACACGCAUGCGGCUGACAACAUCCGCACUGUCAGAAAAGAAGAGUAUCAGUUUGUACCUUUGCUUGUCACUGGGGCUGA